UACUAUAUGGUAUUGGGAUAUAUAUGCACAUAUGGAAAAUCAAACAAUUGUAGGUAACUAAGUAUUGGUGCAAAAAUAUAGCAUGGUCAGAAGGGCUAAAUAUCACAAUAAACUAAAACUGAUUUGGGGAAAGAUAUGAGGAAGAAUUGCAGGGGAGAAGGAAUAAAGGCAAAGUAGAAGGGGUAUGACAGAUCUAAGUAAAAACAGGAAUAUUGAAGUAAUUAUAAAUAUACUUUCAAAUAGUAUUUUCCACUAUUCUCUUAUAUUUACCAUUAUCCCUUCCAGGCAGCCAGAUGUAAUGAUUGUCCCUCCAAUAUAUCAUAAUAUUUCUGCCACCACAACUUUGCUCAUGCCAUUCCACCUCUACUGCGCACCCUUACACUUCAUCCACUCAUAUUUACAUUAAGCUUCUCAAGUCCUAACUCCUCCAUGAAGACUCUUCUGACCACUAUGACCAAAGAGACUUCUUCCCACAUUUAACUCAAAAUGCCUUUUAUCCAUGCCUACCACAGACCUAUGCUAUGUUUGUAAUAGAUCCUUGGUGAAAGUUUGUUGAAUGAAUUAAUGAAUUAAUCUUACACAGAGAUAUAUUACUUACCAUUUCAUAUGUGUGUGUGGUGGGGGAGUGAUUCAUUUUCAAAAGAUACCAUUCUUUUUCUUAUCUAAAUGCUUCACUAUUGUAUACUUUAUUCAAAUUUCUAGAACAUCCUUGGUAUUCUAGAUUAUGACAGUAUACUUUGAGGAUUACCUACAAGUUUGGGAGCAUGUCUCUUUCUCCUGUGGUAAGUAGUAGAUAGCUAAGGACUGGAUCUGACUGUGCCUUCCAUCAUUCAUUGCCUACUCCCUCGAUUCUGGCACACCUUUCGGGGUAAGCUCUGCAGCAUCAUGAGCCAUCAUCCUAACACCUACUUUAUUUUGUGCCUCUAUUGUGUUAUGGUUAUCUGUAUGUGAUAUCAGCCAACUUGAUUGCAAGCUUCACAUGGGCAGGGGUCAAGUUUUAGCUAAACUUUGUUUAGCUAAACUCAGCAUACAUUGUAGGAAUUUUCAAUAUUUUCACACUCCCUGGGGUGAAAGACAGUUUCAUUUUUGUCUUUUUACACAUAAUAAGUGCUUGAUGCAUUUUUAUUAAUAGAUGUUUUUUAAUUUAAUUUUUGACCCAGGACACACUUGAACUCCUACAUACUUCAACUUAAACAUGAGUGAAGUAAGACUUAGCGCUGAACACGCUGAACACCAUCACUGCAUAACUCCUGUAUUCACUCUAUUAAUCUCACCAUGGUCUUUUUCCACUACAAAGGAAAGGCCAGUUUGAUCCAAGAGGGACCAGUCUCCUCACUAUUUGGUGAUCUUAAGUACUGCUGAAAGAUAUGCCAAUGUGGUCAUUUUCCAUUUAAUUCACCUAUUUCCCCUAGCUAUGGCAGCACUUUGGGAUGCAUUCCAGGAAAUCUCCCUUGGCAUUAACCUCACUCUCUUCUUUCUCCAUUUUAGUGCUCCUGUUCUUCUCCCCGUUACACUGCCAACCUUACAGGGGAAAACACAUGAUCUGCUACCCUGGCUACCUCAUGGCCAGGGUCAACUCACUGGCAAUGUUAAUCGACACACACAGUAAUGGGCAGAACCUAUGAGAAGAGCAGCAUUACCAAACAACUAGAAUCAUACUUCUUACUCUAUGUUAGCAAUGCUAGCAUAGCCUUCCAGAAAAUGGCUUUCGUAUGCCUAGCUGACUUUCAAGCAUAUGCCAAAGACAAUCUUCCUAAGCCCACUUGGGAAUUCAUUGAAGGAGGAGCGGAUGAAUGCAUCACAAGAGAUGAGAAUAUCUCAGCAUAUAAAAAAAUCCGUCUCCGUCCCCGCUUCCUAAGAGACAUGUCUGUGGUAGACACCAGGACAACCAUCCAAGGGUCUGAGAUCAGCUUCCCAGUCUGCAUUGGACCCACUAGCUUCCACUGCCUUUGUUGGCCUGAUGGAGAAAAGAGUACAGCUAAAGCAGCACAAGCCAUGAAUAUCUGCUAUGUUACCAGUACUUUUUCCACAUGCUACUUUGAGGACAUCGUGGCUUGUGCCCCCAGUGGUCUCCGAUGGUUACAACUAUAUGUGCAACGGGACAGGCAAAUAACAAAGAAGCUGAUACAGGAAGUGGAAACCCUAGGCUACAAAGCUCUAGUCCUCACUGUAGAUACUGCUGCUUUGGGCAACAGAUUGCAAGAUAAUCGCAACAAAUUCUCUUUGCCAAAAUCAAUGUCAGUGAAAAACUUGCACGUGGAUAUUGAGGAAAAUGCUGAGUCUCUCCUCCCAGUCUCAAAUAUUGAUCCGUCCACCUGCUGGAAAGACAUUGCCUGGCUAAGAAGCAUCACACAAAUGCCCAUCAUCCUGAAAGGGAUUUUAACAAGGGAGGAUGCUGAGCUGGCCAUAAGACACAAUGUGCAGGGCAUUCUCGUCUCCAACCAUGGUGGAAGACAACUGGAUACAGUUCCAGCCACAAUUGAUGCCCUGACAGAGGUCGUGAAUGCUGUGCAAGGAAGAAUCGAAGUCUACUUAGAUGGCGGGAUCCGAACUGGAACAGACGUAUUAAAGGCACUAGCCCUUGGUGCACGGUGUAUCUUCCUUGGAAGGCCAAUCCUAUGGGGUCUCACUUACAAGGGUGAAGAGGGAGUUCGACAAGUUUUGAACUUAUUAAAGAAGGAGUUCUAUAAAUCCAUGAUCCUUACAGGUUGCCGAUCAGUUUCAGAGAUCAGCCAGGACUUGGUACAAUUCCCCAGACUAUAAGAGGUGACCUUUCCAAGGGGAUCUGAGGACUGGAUGCAUCAAGCAACCAUAUGGACCCACCCUUCUCAAGGCAUGCUUCCAAGUGGCUCUCUAGAAGAUCUUCACUGACAGUCAGACUUCACAGUUUGCCUCUUUCCAGGCAUCAAUUCACUAUCUAGAGAUAGUCCAUACCCAUGAUCAUGAUUUCUAUUCUAAAUAUAGGGAAAAUAUUAAGCAACUAUGUAUUUUUUUAUUCUGAACUUAAGGAAUAAAAUAAGCAUUUCCAUUAUAAACUGCGUAGAAAACCAGAGGAUAGCACUUGAAAUUGCAGAUCGAUUAUGUACAACCUGCUAUUUCUUUCAAAUAUACAACAAAGUUAUCACA
Messenger RNA from Trichosurus vulpecula (common brushtail), 3126 nucleotides. It is a transcript of the gene HAO2, whose product is annotated as hydroxyacid oxidase 2. Gene Ontology annotation, molecular function: FMN binding; oxidoreductase activity. The record is from RefSeq and is a predicted model, not a curated record. NCBI's taxonomy places the organism in Eukaryota, Metazoa, Chordata, Mammalia, Diprotodontia, Phalangeridae. Bases 1609 to 2763 code for a protein of 384 amino acids. The transcript has 8 exons.